AUGAGCCGCCAGUUCAGUUCUCAGUCUGCAUUCAGCUCAAGGAGCCGGCGGGUCUACAGCUCUAGGUCUUCUGCAGGCUCUGGUGGUGGGAGUCGGGUCGUGGGGUCUGUGUGCCAAGGCCUAGGGAGGUGUGGUGGUGGUGGCAGUGGCUAUUGGAGCCAUGGAGGGGGGUUUGGCUCAAGGAGUCUCUACAAUCUGGGGGGCAGUAAAAGCAUCUCCUUGAGUGUAGCAGGCAGGAACGCCAGUGGGUUCCGCUUGGGCUUUGGGGGUAGCAGCUAUGGAGGAGGUGGUUUUGGGGGUGCUGGAAAUUUGGGAUUUGGGGGCUUUGGGCCUGUUUGUCCUCCUGGGGGUAUCCAAGAGGUGACUAUCAACUCGAGCCUCCUGGAACCCCUGCAUCUGGAGGUGGACCCCGAGAUCCAGCGGGUGAAGACCAAGGAGCGGGAGCAGAUUAUGGUCCUCAACAAUAAGUUUGCCUCCUUCAUUGACAAGGUGCGCUUCUUGGAGCAGCAGAAUCAGGUGCUGCAGACGAAAUGGGAGCUGCUGCAGCAGGUGAACACCACCACCCGGACCAACAACCUGGAGCCCAUCCUGGAGACGUACAUCAGUGAGCUGCGGAGGCAGGUGGACUCGCUCAAUGCCGAGCGCAUGCGCCAGAACACGGAGGCCAAGAACAUGGAAGAUGUCGUGGAGGACUUCAAGAAGAAAUACGAGGAUGAAAUCAACAAGAGGACCAACUCCGAGAAUGAUUUUGUGGUUCUGAAGAAGGAUGUGGAUGCUGCUUACAUGGGCAAAGUGGACCUGCAGUCCAAGGUGGACGCCCUGCUAGGGGAGACCAGCUUCCUGAAAUAUUUGUUUGAAACGGAGCUGUCGCAGAUGCAGACUGACAUCAGCGACACCAAUGUCAUCCUGUCCAUGGACAACAACCGCUCGCUGGACCUGGAUAGCAUCAUUGAUGCUGUGCGGAUGCAGUACGAGUUGAUCGCGCAGAAGAGCAAGGAUGAGGCCGAGGCGCUGUACCAGACCAAGUACCAGGAGCUCCAGAUCACAGCGGGAAGACACGGAGAUGACCUGAAGAACACCAAGAUGGAGAUUUCUGAGCUUAACCGCACCAUCCAGCGGCUGCAGGCUGAGAUCAGCAAUGUCAAGAAGCAGAUAGAGCAGAUGCACUCGGCCAUCGCGGACGCGGAGGAGCGAGGGGAGCGUGCCCUCCAGGACGCAAAGCAGAAACUGCAGGACCUGGAUGAUGCCCUGCAGCAGUCCAGGGAAGAGCUGGCCCGGCUGAUGCGAGACUACCAGGCCAUGCUGGGGGUCAAGCUGUCCCUGGAUGUGGAGAUCGCCACCUACCGCAAGCUGCUGGAAGGCGAGGAGAGCAGGAUGUCCGGAGAGCUGCAGAGCCAAGUGAGCAUUGCGGUGCAGAGCAGCCAUGUGACCGUGGGCGCUAGUGGUGGAGGUUACAGCGGUGGAGGCGGAGGCUACAGCAGUGGAGGAGGCUACAGCGGCAGUGGCAGAGGAUCCGGAGGUUACAGUGGUGGUGGAGGCGGCGGUGGUGGCAGCGGGAGAAGUUACGGAGGCUCCCGAGGGGGCAGUGGAGGAAGCUACGGAGCAAGCAGCCGGAGCAGCAGCAAGUUCAGCAGCGGCGGUGGCAGCGGUGGCUCCUCGCGCACGCAGAUCAUUCAGACCUCCACCAGCACCUCACACAGGAGGGUGGUGGGCUAG
Messenger RNA from Ochotona princeps (American pika), 1716 nucleotides. RefSeq names its product keratin 77 (gene KRT77). The coding region runs from base 1 to 1716 and encodes 571 amino acids. The record is from RefSeq and is a predicted model, not a curated record. Gene Ontology annotation, molecular function: structural constituent of skin epidermis. Lineage: Eukaryota; Metazoa; Chordata; Mammalia; Lagomorpha; Ochotonidae. Gene Ontology annotation, cellular component: keratin filament. The transcript has 10 exons. Gene Ontology annotation, biological process: intermediate filament organization; keratinization.